GUUUCGAUCGGAUGUUGUCUCCUCCGACCGGAUGGCGUUCUGUAGAGGAAGUUUUGUUUUGCGAGUUUUCCGUCCUUUUCGACUGACUGUGUAUUUAGUUAGUGCACUUAAAAGAACAUGAAUCGAUAUUAUUGUGAACUGCAUUUCCGAUAGCUGUUCAAGUGUUUGUCGAAGGAAUAUAAGCACUGGCUGUUUGAGGCGGCGGAACUCAACACUUCAGAGUAAACCGAGAGCACCUUACUCUCAGGCUAACGUUACCUCGCUAGUUAUCGCGGCUAGCGUUAGCCUCUGGUCUGCGUUGUGUUGUAGGGGCUCUCUGACCUAACGAAGCCAUGGGGAACCGGGGCAUGGAAGACCUGAUUCCCCUCAUCAACAAGCUUCAAGACGCUUUUAGCUCCAUUGGCCAGAGUUGUAAUUUAGAUCUUCCGCAGAUUGCUGUGGUUGGUGGACAGAGCGCUGGAAAAAGCUCAGUCUUAGAAAAUUUUGUUGGUCGGGACUUUCUUCCACGUGGAUCAGGCAUUGUUACCCGCAGACCUUUGAUUUUGCAACUGGUCAACAAUAAAGCAGAAUAUGCUGAAUUCCUGCAUUGCAAAGGGAAGAAGUUUGUGGAUUUUGAUGAAGUGCGGGCAGAAAUUGAGGCAGAGACUGACAGGAUAACAGGCUCCAACAAAGGCAUCUCUCCCAUCCCAAUUAACCUGAGAGUCUAUUCGCCACACGUGUUGAACCUCACCCUGAUCGACCUACCGGGAAUGACUAAAGUUGCCGUCGGUGACCAGCCACCAGACAUCGAGCACCAGAUCAGAGAGAUGUUGCUGCAGUUUAUUACCAAGGAAAGUUGUCUGAUCUUGGCCGUCACCCCUGCCAACACUGACUUGGCCAACUCAGAUGCUCUGAAGAUUGCCAAGGAGGUAGACCCACAGGGUUUGCGUACCAUUGGUGUUAUAACAAAACUGGACCUGAUGGAUGAAGGGACUGAUGCAAGGGAAAUCCUUGAAAAUAGGCUACUGCCAUUGCGUAGAGGUUACAUCGGUGUGGUGAACCGUAGCCAGAAAGACAUCGAUGGGAAGAAGGACAUUCGUGCUGCCAUGGCUGCAGAGAGAAAGUUUUUCCUGUCGCACCCCAGCUAUAGACAUAUGGCGGAACGUAUGGGCACACCACAUCUGCAAAAGGCACUCAACCAGCAAUUGACCAACCACAUCAGAGAUACUCUGCCUACUCUGCGCAGUAAGCUGCAGAGUCAGCUUCUCUCCCUGGAGAAGGAGGUGGAGGUAUACAAGAACUAUAGUCCAGAUGACCCGACACGGAAGACCAAGGCCUUGUUGCAGAUGGUACAGCAGUUUGGUGUAGACUUUGAGAAGUGCAUUGAGGGCUCCGGGGACCAGGUGGACACCAGCGAGCUUUCAGGUGGUGCCAAGAUCAACCGCCUUUUCCAUGAACGCUUCCCCUUUGAACUGGUCAAGAUUGUGUUUGACGAGAAGGAGCUAAGGCGAGAAAUCAGCCAUGCCAUCAAGAACGUCCAUGGUGUCAGAACGGGGCUGUUCACUCCAGACCUGGCGUUUGAGGCCAUCGUGAAAAAGCAGAUCGUUAAGCUGAAAACGCCCUGUCUCAAAUGUAUCGAUCUGGUCAUUCAGGAGCUCAUCAACACAGUCAGGCAGUGCACCAACAAGCUCAAGUCUUAUCCCAGGCUGAGGGAGGAGACUGAAAGAAUCGUCACCACCCACAUCAGAGAAAGAGAAGGGAAGGCCAAGGACCAGGUUCUGCUGCUGAUUGACAUUGAGCUGUCCUACAUCAACACCAAUCAUGAGGACUUCAUAGGGUUUGCUAAUGCCCAGCAGAGGAGCACAGCUGCUAACAAGAAGAGGGCCAUGCCAAACCAGGGUGAGAUUCUGGUGAUCCGGAAAGGCUGGUUAACCAUCAACCUCAGCAUCAUGAAGGGAGGCUCCAAGGAGUACUGGUUUGUCCUCACUGCUGAGUCUCUCUCCUGGUACAAAGAUGAUGAGGAAAAAGAAAAGAAAUAUAUGCUGCCCCUGGAUAACCUAAAGAUCAGAGAUGUGGAGAAAGGCUUUAUGUCAACCAAGCACUCCUUUGCAAUUUUCAACACUGAACAAAGGAAUGUGUACAAGGAUCUUCGCCAGAUAGAACUGGCCUGCGAAUCUCAAGACGAUGUGGACAGCUGGAAAGCAUCCUUCCUCAGGGCAGGAGUUUAUCCGGAGAAAGACCAGAUUGAGAAUGAAGAGGCUGCCCCUACAGACACAUUUUCUAUGGACCCUCAAUUGGAGCGGCAGGUGGAAACCAUCCGCAACCUGGUGGAUUCAUACAUCACCAUCAUCAACAAAUCCGUCAGAGACCUUGUGCCCAAGACCAUCAUGCACCUCAUGAUCAACAAUGCUAAGGAUUUCAUUCACGCAGAGCUGCUGGCAUACCUCUACUCAUCUGGUGACCAGAAUAGCCUCAUGGAGGAGUCAGCUGACCAGGCCCAGCACAGGGAUGAAAUGUUGCGCAUGUAUCAUGCACUGAAGGAGUCACUGAUCAUUAUUGGUGACAUAAGUGCCAACACCAUCUCCACCCCACUACCCCCUCCUGUAAAUGACGGCUGGAUCCAAGAAACCAGCCCAACCCUUCCGAGCAGGCCACAUCCUGCAGCAGCCCUGCCCCCUAGCCGCCCACCUGCUGUUCGGGGCUCAACACCAGGGCCACCCUUGAACCCUUCCCCUGCCUUUGGAGCUCCACUCAACCCCUCUCCAGCCUUUAAUGUACCACCAGUCCCCUUUCGGCCAGUCCAGGUCAUGAAUGCCUUCAACAGCGUUCAGGAUCCUUCCGGUGCACCCCCACAGAUCCCCUCCCGACCAGUCCGUGUCCCACCCGGUGUUCCCAGCCGAAGACCCCCUGGCGCUCCUUCUCACCGGCCCACCAUUAUCCGCCCUGCUGAGCCCUCCCUGCUAGACUAGACCUGUGGCCCAGCCCACCUAAAUGUGUGUGUUUCUCUGUGGGUGUGUGUAUCUGCACACUGUUGGGCAGGGGCUCAAGGGGAAGAGCUAACUGAUAGCGGUGCAAAAUGUGCAUUGUCCAGCUGUGUUAGCAUGUCUCAAUAAGUAAUGUUAAUAAGCUGCUAAUACCAUCUUUAUCAGUGCACAUUAAGGAAAGAAAUCCCAUAACCACUUGAGUAGCACAUGUAACUGUUGUGGAAAUUCAAUCCGAGCUUUUAUUUUUAUCGUAAUAACUUGUUUAUUUCCUCUGACAAGGUUCCCCAGCAGAAGCUCAUUAGAUAACUUAUUAACCGUUACAGACUGGCUUUCCUCUCCCCUCCCUCCACCUUUUUAGAUUGGUGCAGAUGCCCAAGUCCAGAUCUCUGUGUAAUAUACAGACGUACUCUGUUAAUGUUUUACUGGGGUUUCAUUUCCUAGCUGUUUUCAUACUGGAAAAAAAUAGAUAAUUACUGUUGUUAUUUUGGUGGUGUCAAGUUUUUCCAGUGUUAUUUUAUUCGAGAGACUUUGUUUUUUUUUAAUGACCAUCAUAAAUGUAGCUUUAAAAAUGAAAUUCUAAUUGCAGCAAAGACAAAGCACAAAAAGACAUGGGGCAGGGCUGCAUGAGACAGACGGGGCAGCUUCAGCACCCCCUCUGUGAAAUCUCCUUUCACAAUGAAAAGAUGUCAGCCAUACUGACCAUUAGUAUCCAAGCACUUCUGACCAUCUAGCCUUACAACAAGCCACUCAUAACAGGGAUAUUGUGGUCUGUUAUCAGAACUAUGCACAAAAACCUGUGAAAGGGAGCGAGACAGAUUGGUGGCUGCACUCUGUUGGAAGCAUCCUCUCCACUAAUUUUGAGUUAAAGCCUUGAAUUUUAUUCUCUUUAGUCUCAGUUAAACCCCAACGGAGCCUUCAGCCUUCGGUUAGGUUUGUUCAUUCCUAGGUUCACUGAUUCAUAUAGAACAGAGCACAUAGUACAGUUUCCUCUCAGAGAGGAUAAAGACUCAGUGAAGUGGUGGCUGUGUGUGGAUGGGGACAUAGCUGUGCAUUGAGGAAUUGGUGCAUCUUUCCAGGCCUAGUUGUCACAGACAUUUAUUGUUGCUAUCAGUUCUGUCCCCAUGCAUUAUAAAUGUUGUAUAUAGCUGGCUUACACUGGGGAGUUAACACUCUCAUUUAACCACAGGGUUGAUGAAAAGAACAUGCUGUUGAUUAUAAUCAAAGCCCAACAUGAAACUGUACGGGGA
This is a messenger RNA of Monopterus albus (swamp eel), 4210 nucleotides long. It is a transcript of the gene dnm2a, whose product is annotated as dynamin 2a. Gene Ontology annotation, molecular function: microtubule binding; GTPase activity; GTP binding. Gene Ontology annotation, cellular component: synapse; cytoplasm; microtubule. Bases 333 to 2948 code for a protein of 871 amino acids. Gene Ontology annotation, biological process: receptor internalization; synaptic vesicle budding from presynaptic endocytic zone membrane. Lineage: Eukaryota; Metazoa; Chordata; Actinopteri; Synbranchiformes; Synbranchidae. The transcript has 21 exons. The record is from RefSeq and is a predicted model, not a curated record.